GAGCCCCUGUGCUAAUCGCCCUCCUUUCCUCCUCCUCCUCCUCAUCUUCCUCUUCCUCUUCCUCUUCCUCCUCUUCUUCCUCUACCUCCUCACCUUCUCUUUCACUCUGCAAGAUGUCGUCCGGACUCAGCACAAUCACCGUUCCCGUCCAGUACAAGGACGUCAGAGACAACAUCCUCGACUUUCUGCAAAACUUCAAAAGCACAGAUUCAGACCUCGACCUCGACCUCAGCGACGAAGAUGCGCUCUACAACGACCCUAACAAGCCAAAAUACGCAAACAUCCUGCAAAAGGUCGCCGACCGCAAGCAGGACACUAUCCAGAUCCAUCUCGACGACCUCGACGAGUUCACAAACAGCCAGUCGCCCCUCGCGGAUCUCAUUAUCGAAAACACUCACCGGUAUUUCGAGCUCUUCUCCGAAGUCAUUGAUCAGCUCAUGCCGGAGCCUACCACCGAUAUCAGCUACAAAGACGACGUCCUCGACGUGAUUCUCAACCAGCGCAUACUCCGCAACGAGGCUCGCGCGCAGGAAGCCGGCGGCAUCGGGGACCCCGACGCUCAGUCUGACAUGUUCCCACCUGAGCUCACUCGCCGCUACACAGUCUACUUCAUCCCACCAAACAACCGGUUCCGGAAAAACCAGCCCAUGCUUGCCGUCCGCGACAUCCGCGGAGCGCAUCUCGGCCAUCUCAUCACCGUCCGCGGCAUCGUCACUCGUGUGUCCGACGUCAAGCCGGCAGUGCAGGUCAACGCAUACACCUGUGACCAAUGCGGUCACGAGAACUUUCAAGAGGUCAAAGGACGUCAGUUCACGCCGCUGACGCAGUGUACCUCCGACGUGUGCAAGAAGAACAGCACACACGGUCAGCUUAUGAUGGCCACUCGGGCGUGCAAGUUUCAACCCUUCCAGGAUGUGAAAAUCCAGGAGAUGGCAGACCAAGUUCCGAUCGGACAUAUCCCGCGGACGCUCUCGAUCCACUUCACCGGACCUAUAGUGCGCUCGGUCAGUCCCGGAGACGUUGUCGACAUCUCGGGGAUCUUCAUGCCGAUGCCGUACUCGGGCUUCAAAGCAUUAAAGGCGGGUCUGCUGACUGACACCUAUCUUGAGGCACAGCACGUUGACCAGCAGAAGAAGCAGUACAGCGAGAUGGAUCGGAACGUCGAUAUGAACGUCAAGAUCGAGGAAUUGCGAGCACAGGGCAAUGUCUACGACAAGCUUGCGCUUUCUAUCGCUCCUGAGAUUUACGGACACGAGGACGUCAAGAAAGCUUUGCUGCUGCUCUUGAUCGGAGGCGUCACCAAGGAAAUGGGCGACGGCAUGAAAAUCCGUGGUGACAUAAACGUGUGCCUGAUGGGUGACCCCGGUGUCGCCAAAUCGCAGCUGCUGAAAUACAUCUCCAAGGUCGCUCCCCGAGGCGUCUACACCACCGGUCGCGGUUCGUCCGGCGUCGGUCUCACGGCGGCGGUCAUGCGCGACCCGGUGACGGACGAGAUGGUACUCGAGGGCGGCGCGCUCGUGUUGGCCGAUAACGGAAUCUGCUGUAUCGACGAGUUUGACAAGAUGGACGAUAGCGACCGGACUGCGAUCCAUGAGGUGAUGGAGCAGCAGACUAUUUCGAUCUCGAAAGCAGGAAUCAACACGACGCUGAACGCGCGCACUUCAAUUCUCGCGGCAGCCAACCCGCUCUACGGAAGAUACAACCCGCGCAUCUCGCCCGUUGAGAACAUCAACCUUCCGGCUGCGCUGCUCUCGCGUUUCGACAUUAUGUUUUUGAUCCUCGACACGCCCGACCGGGAUUCAGACGAGAAACUCGCGAGCCACGUCGCGUACGUACACAUGCACUCUCGCCACCCAGAGAUGUCAUUCGACCCGCUCGAGCCCGACAUGAUCCGCGAGUACAUCUCCCGCGCGCGCGAGAAACGCCCUGUCGUUCCCAAGGAGAUCUCGGACUACAUCGUGGCGUCGUACGUGCAGAUGCGGCAGCAGCAGAAGCGCGACGAAGGCUCGCGCAAGCAGUUCACGCACACCACCCCCCGUACGCUGCUCGCUGUUCUCCGCAUGGCGCAGGCGCUCGCGCGGUUGCGGUUCGACGACCGCGUGAUUUUCGGGGACGUCGACGAGGCGCUGCGGUUGAUGGAGGCCAGCAAGGCGUCGCUGUACGAUAAGGCUGCGGACGCGGACGCGCUGGAUGCGACGGCUACGUCCAAGAUCUACAAGAUCGUGCGGGAUCUGGCGAAUAGUGAUGGAGAGCGGUUCGUGAGUCGUUGGCCGAUGAGCACGAUUAGAGAGCGGGUGCUGGCGAAGGGGUUCACGGACGACCAGUUGGCAGAGUGCUUGAACGAGUAUUCUGCGCUGGGAGUGUGGCAGACGUACCGGGAUGGAUCGCGGUUGGCGUUUAUUAAUGCUGAUGAGGACGAUGUUGAUAGUGAUGAUGAUAUCGAUAUGGAGGAUUAAGUAAUGUAGUUAUUGUGUGUUAAUUGUUAUUGUCGGUUUGCUCUUUUUUUGUUUCAAUUUGUUGUAAUCUCUGUUUUCUAUUUCUUGUAUGGUAGGUGCAGUGUUAUUA
Messenger RNA from Myxozyma melibiosi, 2565 nucleotides. RefSeq names its product DNA replication licensing factor MCM7. Gene Ontology annotation, molecular function: ATP hydrolysis activity; ATP binding; single-stranded DNA helicase activity. The record is from RefSeq and is a predicted model, not a curated record. Bases 114 to 2456 code for a protein of 780 amino acids. NCBI's taxonomy places the organism in Eukaryota, Fungi, Ascomycota, Lipomycetes, Lipomycetales, Lipomycetaceae. The transcript has 2 exons. Gene Ontology annotation, biological process: DNA replication initiation; double-strand break repair via break-induced replication; DNA replication. Gene Ontology annotation, cellular component: MCM complex; nucleus.